Kuraishia capsulata CBS 1993 is the source of this 6036-nucleotide messenger RNA. RefSeq lists its product as uncharacterized. Gene Ontology annotation, biological process: COPII vesicle coat assembly; Golgi organization; autophagy. Gene Ontology annotation, cellular component: endoplasmic reticulum exit site; ER to Golgi transport vesicle membrane. Lineage: Eukaryota; Fungi; Ascomycota; Pichiomycetes; Pichiales; Pichiaceae. Bases 1 to 6036 code for a protein of 2011 amino acids. The transcript has a single exon. The record is from RefSeq and is a predicted model, not a curated record.
AUGUCGAAAGUUGGUGACGUCAAAGUGGACCCCACUGGUCUUUACAAUGGUGAUACCAAUGGUAAGGCGAAUGACCAUCUUUUGAAUGCAGAGGCUAGUGCUGCGUCUCAGAUCAAUGACAUUAUAGUCUCAGAGACCCCAAAAGACAAACCAAAUACAAAAGUGAGCGAUCCAAUUAUCCACAAUGAAGGCGAAUCCUCAAAAGAUGCUGAUGCAGCUGAUAUAAUACACCAAGAUCUGGCGACGGACCUAGUUGACGGACUGAAUAUAGAUGACGAUGAUUCCGAGGUUUCAGAAAAACCUGAGGUGCUAGAAAAAGCCGUGGAAGCGAAGCAAAGCGCCGCUGAACGGCAGUCGGAGCCUGCAAGUGAGAAAAUUGAAGUAUCUGUCGAAGAUAGUGUUGAUCGGCCAAUUACAAAGCCCAUAGAGGAGCCAGAAGAGGGACUAUCAAUGGAGCCUGCUUUUGAAGUAAAUGCUGCAUCUGUCGCUGAACCUGUCGCUGAACCUGUCGCUGAACCAGUUGAAGCAUCUGUAGCUGAACCAGUUGAAGCACCUGUCGCUGAACCAGUUGCAGAGCCAGUUGCAGAGCCAGUUGCAGAGCCAGUUGCAGAGCCAGUUGCAGAGCCAGUUGCAGAACCAGUGGAAGAGCCAGUGGAAGAGCCAGUGGAAGAGCCAGUGGAAGAGCCAGUGGAAGAGCCAGUGGAAGAACCAGUGGAAGAACCAGUGGAAGAGCCAGUGACAGAGCCAGUGGAAGAGCCAGUGACAGAGCCAGUUGCAGAGCCCACUGAAGAGCCCUCUGAAGAACCGGUCGUGUCACAGGUUGCUGAACCCAUUUUGGAACCAACUCUGGGACCGACUUUGGAAUCCACUCCAGGUUCUCUGACCCAUACCAGGUUAUCUACGGAAGAGUUUUCCAGCCCUGUUGGGAAACCUAUGGAGGCUGAGAGCGAAGUUCUCAAGAAACAUACUCAUAUUUCAAAUCUUCAAACUGAACAGGGCCAGCUGGAGCCAGACUCCCGUUUGGAAGGGCAUCUGCACGACAACUUCACUCAGAAUGAAGAUGUCGCGAUGGAAUUUGAAUCGGAUAUUGUUGCACACAAGAAUACGAAGACGCACGCUCUUGACGUAAACGAGGAUUUUGAAAAGGAAAAAAUUGUUGAAGAGGAGCAUCCCAAUGAACAAUUCAUGCCAUGGGAUGUGGAAACUGCGAGGGAAGAGAUUAUGCCAUGGGAGGCAGAAGUUCCUGCUGUUCCAGCCCCUUCAGAAAAGGUUGACGUUUUUGAAAAUGAUUCAGCACAUGUAAAAGAUGCGCCUCUAGUCGAUGAAGCUCAUGCCGCAGAGGGUCUUGAGUUUAUCAGCAUUGGUGAGGAGACCAUGCCCUGGGAAACCGAAAAUAAGAUAUCAGACGAAAAUGAGAACGAUGUCGGCGCUACUGCAGAUACCGCUCAAUUAGACUUCAUAGCUUCUGAAUCUGCUGAGACCAUGCCUUGGGAAAUUAAUGAAACGAAUGCAAGCACCAUAGCGUCAUAUGAGGCAGAGCGGUCUACAUCUGAGGAUGGCAAUGAUGUCAAGUCUGAUACUAACGAGGCUAGUAUUCAGCCCACCGAGAACAGUAUUAAAGUGCCUACUGAGGCUGAAGAUAUCAACGAAGACAAGUUUGAUUUCCUGGAAGAAGAUGACGACAUUCUCUGGGAUGAUGUCAUGGAUGAUGAUCUGUUGGAAGAUGAGGAUGUUGUUAAUGAGCUUCCUCCUGUACCUAACCAGGCACCCCAGAACUUGAAGUAUCGCCCAUCGACCUCCAACUUGUAUGUUCCACCAGCAUCUACCCAAUCACCAAUUAUUUCAUCUCACUCACCUGUUCCCCAAUCUAGUGCCAUUUUUGAAGCAACCAAGAAGAAGUCUGAUGCAUACGACUUUCCUGCUGAUAUUUUGCCCCAGAAAAGCAGAGCCUCUGUGGGGCAUUUGCAUUCUGCUGCGAAUCCAUAUCGUCCACCUUCAGUGACUGGGUCUAUUGAUAAAACAAUAAUGGGACCACCAAGAGCUCAGAAUGCAACUUCGGCUGCUGCACCAGCUCCUAAAAUUUUGAGAAAGAAGCAGAGCUUUUUUGAAGAGCUACCUAUUGCACCUUCAAUUUCCAAGGCUCCCAAAGUUGCUCGGCCGAUCCAAGAUCCAUAUGCGGUUAUUGAAACACACAAACUCCAUCAGGCCGUUCCUCCAUCGGCUGAGGUAUACCGAAGCAGAUCUUCGACCAUGAAAAACCCAUACGCUCCUCCUCCUGCAUUUGAAAAGAAUAUGAACCAACAACAAGGCCAGCAUGUGAGGCCACCAUCCACAGAUGCUGCUUCAACGAAUCAAGAUUUUGUUAUUCCUGAGAUACAUGCCCCUCCAAAUCCAUAUGCUCCAGCUUUGCCCAACUCAAGCAAGUAUGCUCCACAGAAUGUUCAGUUCUCACCCCCUCCAGUUACUUCUCCAGUUAUGCAAUCUGGUAUUAUCCCCCCUGUUGUUGGUGCACAUCACCAAACUCUACCCGUGAAUCCUCCAAUUGCUAAGGAAAGUGUUUAUGGCAACCAGUACAAUCCAUCCAAUAAGUACUCUCCAUAUACAGCUAAUGCUCAAUCCAGCAUUUAUGGAUUGACAUCUCCAACAUUAUCCAGCUUUAGCAAUGGUCAUCAGCCCAAGAAGUCGGUGGAUGUGUCUGAUCUUAUGCCCAAGGCUGCUAUAUCUGCCAAACCUGUUAGCAAGAAGAAACUGCUCCCCCCUCCAAAGAGAGCAUCUGGUAAUCGCAAUGGCUCCGGUGCUGGUGCUUACAGUGACUCUGCAAGCUUCCCAACGGGACAACAGUACUUGGGACAAAGGCAAUUUCCAAUUUUCAACUUCUCCGCAAGCUCAAGAAUUUCAGUUAUGACACCAACAAUUGAUCCAUAUGGCAAUGUUUCUAAUUUAAUUGCCGUUAAGGAACUAUCUUCUGUUGUUACUGUGGAUCCUUUCUUGCGAAGUUUCCCUGGCCCAUUGAUCAAAAAUCGCACAAAGAAGAAGGAUCUCGAGAAAUGGAUAAUUGAUAAGGUAGCUUCCUUACAGAACCUUUCUACGCCCGAUUCCACGGCUAAAUUGUUACUGUGGGGUGUUGCUCGUACUAUCGUCUCAACUAUAUCUAAGCCUGGUGACUUUUCGAGCAAGGAUUUCUUACAAAAUGUUGUUGCUGUUAUCAAUCCAACUAUACAGACUAGGCAGGAUGAUACAAGCAUCAACCUUAGUGAGAUUGCACACGUUUUGAGUUUGGCGAAUAACAGACCCUUUAAUGCUCAUAAAGCCACUCAUCAGAACCUGGCUGGGAUCCACCAAUUGCUUCAAGAUGGUGAGAAGCAGAGAGCUUUGAUGCAGGCUCUUUCAGAACAUGAUUGGGCGAUGUCGCUUCUGAUUGCCAAUGUGAUUGGACCUGCGAUGUUUUCUGAGGUUGUAAAACUCUACACGGAAGCAAACUUCUCCAAGCAAAACCCACUGGAACAAGGACUUGCUUUCUUCUUGAGAUCUACUGAGCUAUCCGUGGAAUCUUUGCUGUCCGAGGAUCGAGAGUGGCUGGCUGAAAACUUCUCUUCUGUUAUUCCGUUUGUCAUUCUGAGUAACCCAUCUCCAUCGUCAUUACUCUUUCAGUUUGGUGAGCUGUUCGCCAAACAGGGCUCGCCAGAGCUUUCGAUAUUGUGUUACAUUUUGUCUGGAAUUCCAUUCAUUCCUCCAGAAGAACUUCUUGAUAAGACGAAUCUUGAUAUUAUCAUGGUUCAGGAGAUCUACGAAUACGUCUUGCUUUCUACACAAACUCUACCACCCAACCUGGCAAACGGAUUUCCUCAUCUUGUCCAAUCAAAAUUGAUCCAUGCAGAUUAUCUGGCAGACAUUGGUCUCAUUGCAGAAAGCAAGCGCUAUUGCGACCAUAUUGGCACUUUGGCAAGGUCGAAAACGGUUGCGAUCUCUGCAAAAUCGACUCAUGCAUUGAGCAGAUUGAUUCCAAGAUUAUCGCAGUCUGCAGCUUCAGAAGGCGGUUGGCUUGGUAACAAGAUCACACGUCCAAAUCUGGACCGUGUAUGGGGCCAGAUAGACAAGAGUUUCAGUAUGUUUGUUGCUGGAGAGGACUUGAAUAGUACGAACAGUACCAACAAUGCUACAGAAGGUGUUUUUAGCAAGUUUAGUCCUGCAGUUUCUCGAAACCCGUCUACCAUUGAUCUGCAUGCUCAAGGACAUGCGGCCCCUAAUGUGAUCUAUUCGGCACCUCAACAGGGUCGCCAACUUGAAAGCGUAAAGAGCUUUCCCCCAUAUUCGGCCCCCACUACUUCUUCGGAUCACACCUCUAUUGCUUCUAGUCAGGGUACUGUUUAUGGGAUACCUAAUGUGGUAAGUCAGCAGACAGCAUCAGCAUACAACCCAGUUUCCCACAGACCGCCUCUGAUCAACAGCAUGUCUGCUUCCGAAAGAUAUGCACCCGCAUCUGUACCGGCUUCUGUCCAGGCGUCUACAGCUGCCAGUCCAGAAGAUCCAAAAUUGGUUUUGUCUACUCCUGCAAGCUCCGUCAAUCUCUAUCAACAAAAUGCACUAUAUGGAUCUUACGAUUACUCAAGUUUGACUUCUGGCCCAAACCCCAAACAGUCGAAAUAUGCUCCAUACUCUGGCACAACUGCAAGACCAGCUAAACAGGUGGAACAGAGUUUUGCCGCGAAGUUAGAUAGAAGUCAUGUCAAUUUUGGACCAUCCUCAAUUGCCUCUGUUGUCAUGGAGGCAGAACAGCAAAUGAAACAUCCAGCUCCCAACAAGAUUCAUCAUCCACCUGUUCCUACAUCUCCAACAGUGAAGAGCGAUGGCCCUGAUGUUUCUAUCGUGCCCGAGGUUUCUGAGAUUUCUCAACCUGCUGUCAAUCCUGGUGAAGUCAAGGCUGACCAAAAUUCCCAAGUUGAUGCCUUAGCAGAAUCGCUAGAGAAAAAUUUGAAUUUAUCCCAACAGCCUUUAGCAACCUCGAGUCCCGUUCCACCUGUCAGCAAGCCGAGAAAGCCAUCUGCUUACAACCCGUAUGCUCCGAAGACAACUUCAUACCAGCCUCAGGGAGCAAAGGCCAACCCGUAUGCACCCGUUGCUGCAAAGAAUUACACGCCUGAAAAUACAGAGGAGAAGGACACGAAAGUGCCAGCUGAGACGUAUGACGACAACUAUGACUUUUACAGUUAUGGAGGCUACCAUGUUCCUGAGGCAACUCCUCAGCCAGAAGAAGAACCAGAGGAAGAAGAAAUAAACGCACGCCUGGAUAACAAUCCCGUUGUUGAUUUCAGAAGCACCGAGAAUAACAACUUUGGACCUGCAGAAAGUGAUUACUCGCCUGUUGACCCAGAUAUUGAUCUCGACAAGAUAGAAAGCACCCACGCCUUCAAUCCUAUGCAAUCUUCAGGCUUGAAUAACUUUGGGCCAACAGCAUACACACCGCCAGCUUUUGAGCCACAAUCGCACAGUUCUAAUAAUUUCGAUGAUAUUCCAGAAGAACAAGAUCAGUUUGCUGAUGAUGUUGUCGAGGACGAAGAUGACGAGGAUGAAUCAAACAAUAAGGACAAUGGAACCAAAGAUGCCGCGAAUACCAAGAGGGGCUGGUUUACCUGGUUGGGCAAGAAGAACGACGAACCAAAAGCUAUCAAGGCCAAGUUGGGAGAGGAAAGUGCUUUCGUCUAUGACGAAACUCUUGGAAGGUGGAUUAACAAGAACGCCCCAGCAGAAGAACAAGCUGCAUCUGGCCCUCCACCUCCACCAGCAAUCAAACGUAAGCCUUCAGUGAUGCCCGAGGUGAGCAGUCAGAAGCCAAGUGCAUCUCCAAGUGCGAGAGCCUCGCCUGCUACUCCAGCAGUUUCCACUCCUCCUCCGAAUUUGUCUACUCCUUCAGGCCGUCCUCCGAUCAAGAAGACGGAUAGCAACAUUGAUGAUCUGUUGAGCAUGGCCACCACAGCUGGUACAAAGAAAGGCAAACGUGGUCCUCGUCGUGGCUAUGUUGAUGUGAUGAACAAGUGA